AUAGUGCGAGUGAUAGUGCUUACCAUUCAGAGAGAGAGAGAGACACAGAGAGAGAGAGAGAGUAUUCACAUGGAAGGGUGUUCUUGCUGUCUUCGUCUUUUAGUGAGAAGAUGAUGUAGGCAGAGUUGUUCGGUUGGAAAUUAUAUACAUGAGGACCAGACUAAGCUCUUAUAUGCCACUGCUCAUGGACAUCUGCUGCAGAAACAACCUGGAAAAAAAAUCUCUGAAACUUUCACAACCUGAGAAAUAAUGUAGUGGAACAUAGGACUGAACAGUGAUGGACAAUUUCACACAACAGAGUGAGACUGUAAGAUAUGGAAACAGAAAACAGACUGCCACUUGAUUUUUUGGGAACUGGGAUAAUUUUUCAUGGAUCUAAGGAUCAGAUGUGCCUCAGAAAUUAAAGUCUUGAUGAAUAUAGUGUUGACGUCUGACUGUGAUGUCCUGGGAAAGGCCUUGAGUGAAGCUUCAUCAUAAAAAUCAGCGUGUCGGCUUUUACCAGGAAAGCAGAGAUGACCAAUGCACCCACAUUGCUCCACUGGUUACCUGGCCUCACUCUCACAGGGUGUUUCAAAGGUCAGAACGUUCAUUUUCAUGAGAUGGAAAAAUAGACUUAAAGCUGAACAACAUUGGAAGACAUCGUCCCUACACAACCCGAAAUGCUCUGCUCCUCCAAGAACAAUGUAACAUCACGCUUGAAAAUAGUAGUCCAAAAUGAGGAUAUACAGCGCAGAUCAUCGCAGAGGUUGUCGUUCAGAUUCCCCUUUGCGUUUCAAUGGGUUGCAUCAUUUGGUUGCCCAUCGGGACACUGCUGACACUUUCUGCAAGUGGGGGACAUCGCUGACGUUGUCUGUGCAAUACAGAGGAGACCCCUGAAGCUUUGAAGUUCAGAUCCUGAUUCCACACCUCAGGCAGGACAGUACUUUGGGAUCACCAUCAUGAUCAAUGUGACUCCCAGUGAUUCACUUGAGAAGGUUCACGUCCACUACAAUUUUCUGGCCCUGGCCUUGGGAGUCCCACUUAUCCUGAUCAUUAUCCUGGGGAAUGUCCUGGUGUGUCUGAGUGUGCUCACAGAAAGGUCCCUGAAAACCGCCACCAACUACUUCAUUGUCAGCCUGGCAGUGGCCGACCUCCUCCUAGCUGUGCUGGUCCUUCCCCUGUAUGUUUACUCAGAGUUUCUGGGUGGCAUUUGGACUCUGAACACGUACAUCUGUGAUGCCCUGAUGACCAUGGAUGUGAUGCUGUGUACCGCUUCCAUUCUUAACCUAUGUGCCAUCAGCGUCGACAGGUACAUAGCGGUGGUGGUCCCUUUGAAGUACAACAGGAAUCAGUUCAGCGUGCGGCAGCUUGUCUUGAUCGCGGCCACCUGGAUCCUGUCUUUCGUGGUGGCUAGCCCCGUCAUUUUCGGCCUGAACCGGGUCCCCGGCCGGGACGCCAGCGUGUGCAAGCUGGAGGACGACAACUUUGUGGUGUACUCGUCCGUCUGCUCCUUCUUCGUGCCUUGCCCCGUCAUGCUGCUGCUGUACUACUGGAUGUUCCGCGGCCUGAGGAGGUGGAGCGCCAGCCGGAGGUCCAACCUGCUCCAGGGCGAGCGCCACUUCUCCCUCAGCCUGAGGAACCUGCGGCACAACCGGAGGUCGAAGGUCAAGUACCUGAUGCCCGCCCUCAGCCCCAGCCCCGGCGCGGCCGAGAGGGCGCCCAUUCCCGCCGCCGAGAACGACCUGAUGACCACCCACAUGGACAGCGCGUCGGACGGCGAGGCCGGCGAGCGGGCCGCCGAGGGCAGCCCCAAGCAGAACGGGCUGAGGUGCCGCGGGUCCGAGAGGGGCUCGCACCGGAAGAGCAGCCGCGUGAGCGGCCGCGAGCGCAAGGCCAUGAAGGUCCUGCCCGUCGUCGUAGGUGUAUUCCUGGCCUGCUGGACACCUUUCUUUGUGGUCCAUGUCACCAAAGUUCUCUGCACGUCCUGUGACAUCGGCCCAACGCUCAUCUCCGUGGUGACGUGGCUCGGCUACGUCAACAGUGCAGUCAACCCCAUCAUCUACACUGCCUUCAACACCGAAUUCAGGAAUGUCUUUCACAAACUCUUGUGCUGUCAAACAUAAAGCCAUAAGUGGUUGCCUGCAUGGUGGACAAGGUCUUGUUUUUCUCAUGAGUUCAAUAGAUUUACAUACACUGUAGUCAACAUUGUUUUGUAAACAGUUAUUAUCAUACACAGUAGUACCUUUAAUGCCUUAGUUGAUGUAAUAAUUGAGCUAAAAGAUGACAAAAGCCAUCAGUAUUCAUACUAUGGCAGCGUUCAAACUGAAUGAGACAUAUCUGUAAAAUAUGGAUACAAUAGUUUAUAAAUCAUGCUGAGAUCAUAGCCCAGAGGCAUAAAAUAUGUGAAAAUGUGCAUAAGUGUGUCUGCUUUGGGUGUGUGCUGUUCUUUUUCUGUGCCUUGUACAGCUUGUCACUUUUGCUAUAAAUAGGAGUUUGUCUUAAAAGCCUUACUUGUGUUCUCUGCUUACAUUUCUGUGGAAUAUCAGUUGGACAGAGGUGUUUUAAUGUCUGGCCACAGGGACAAGGGAAUCAUGGGAAUGUGUUAUUGAAGAUAAUUUGCAGUCUUCACAAUUUUCAAUCCAUAAGCAAUCAGGUUUUUACUGACGUCUCACAAUGAAUAAUUGUGUUUGUCUGUGGAGACCAAGGAUACAAUUCUAUUGAAAAUGGCAGAUACUGCACAUUUCCAGUGUUUUGAGCAUUAUGUGGAAAUGACUAAUAUGUUGUUUUGUUGUCUUCAGAAUCAGCCUGUAUUGACGUGCUACAGAAUUACUGUACAGAGAUGGUGUAAUAUGUAAACAAUGUUCUUCGUCCAAAUGGUGGAAAACAAUAAAACAAGAAUGUUCCACAGUU
This is a messenger RNA of Anguilla rostrata (American eel), 2889 nucleotides long. It is a transcript of the gene drd4-rs, whose product is annotated as dopamine receptor D4 related sequence. Gene Ontology annotation, molecular function: G protein-coupled receptor activity; dopamine neurotransmitter receptor activity, coupled via Gi/Go. NCBI's taxonomy places the organism in Eukaryota, Metazoa, Chordata, Actinopteri, Anguilliformes, Anguillidae. The record is from RefSeq and is a predicted model, not a curated record. Gene Ontology annotation, cellular component: plasma membrane. Gene Ontology annotation, biological process: adenylate cyclase-inhibiting dopamine receptor signaling pathway; negative regulation of cytosolic calcium ion concentration; negative regulation of voltage-gated calcium channel activity. The transcript has 5 exons. Bases 939 to 2102 code for a protein of 387 amino acids.